This is a messenger RNA of Pseudopipra pipra, 4501 nucleotides long. RefSeq names its product phosphatidylinositol transfer protein membrane associated 1 (gene PITPNM1). NCBI's taxonomy places the organism in Eukaryota, Metazoa, Chordata, Aves, Passeriformes, Pipridae. Gene Ontology annotation, molecular function: metal ion binding; phosphatidylinositol transfer activity; phosphatidylcholine binding. Gene Ontology annotation, biological process: phospholipid transport. Gene Ontology annotation, cellular component: cytoplasm. The coding region runs from base 360 to 4034 and encodes 1224 amino acids. The transcript has 23 exons. The record is from RefSeq and is a predicted model, not a curated record.
GGGCGCCCGAGCCGGGCCGAAGCCGAGCCGAGCGGUGCCGAACUGAGCCGAACUCGGACCCGAGCGGUGCCGAACUGAGCCGAACCCGCGGCCGAACCCGGGCCCGAACGGUUCCGAAGCAGUGCCGAACCCGGGCCCGAGCGGUUCCCAAGCAGUGCUGAAGCGGUGCUGAGCCGGCCCGAGCCGUGCCGAGCGGUUCCGAAGUGUUUCCGAACCGGCCCGAGCGGUUCCGAAGCGGUGCCGAGCGGUUCCGAAGUGGUGCCGAACCGGCCCGAGCGGUUCCGAAGCGGUGCCGAACCGGCCGUGUGUAACGGGAGCCCCCUCAGGCGCUGCCCCCGCCGCCCCCCGCCGCCGCCGCCAUGCUGAUCAAGGAGUACCACAUCCUGCUACCCAUGAGCCUGGAGGAGUACCAGGUGGCACAGCUCUACAUGAUCCAGAAGAAGAGCCGGGAGGAGUCGAGUGGCGAGGGCAGCGGGGUGGAGAUCCUGGCCAACCGGCCCUACAGCGACGGCCCCGGGGGCAGCGGGCAGUACACACACAAGAUCUACCACGUCGGCUCCCACAUACCCAGCUGGUUCCGGGCGCUGCUCCCUAAAGCCGCGCUCCAGGUGGAGGAGGAGUCCUGGAACGCUUAUCCCUACACACGCACCAGGUACACGUGUCCCUUCGUGGAGAAGUUUUCCAUCGAGAUAGAGACCUACUACCGGCCAGACGCGGGCCAGCAGACCAACGUCUUCAACCUGAGUGCGGCAGAGAAGAGGCAGAGGAUUUUGGACACCAUCGACAUCGUGCGUGAUCCCAUCUCCCCGGGGGAAUACAAGCCCGAGGAGGAUCCCAAACUCUACCACUCCUCCAAGACGGGCCGGGGGCCGCUGGGGGAUGACUGGCUGGAGGCGGCGGCGGCCGGCGGGCCCCUCAUGUGCGCCUACAAGCUGUGCAAGGUGGAAUUCCGCUACUGGGGGAUGCAGUCCAAGAUCGAGCAGUUCAUCCACGAUGUGGGUCUGAGGAAGGUGAUGCUGCGCGCCCACCGCCAAGCCUGGUGCUGGCAGGACGAGUGGACGGACCUGACGAUGGAGGAUAUCCGGCAGCUGGAGGAGGAGACGGCGCGGAUGCUGGCACAGAAGAUGGCCAAGUGCGGCGAGGCCGAGGAGCCCCCCACGGCCGGCAUCAGCCCCGAGGGGAGGCCGGAGACAGGGGGGCCCGGUGGGCAGGAGGGGGCUGAGCUGCAGGGCGGGACCGAUGCCUCCUCUGAUGAUACCUUUGCCAAGCAGUGGUCCACCUCUUCCCGGUCCUCCUACUCUUCCCAGCAUGGAGGGGGCGUGUCUCCUCAGAGCCUGUCGGAGUGGCGGAUGCAGAACAUUGCCCGGGACUCCGAGAACAGCUCCGAAGAGGAAUUUUUCGAUGCCCAUGAGGACCUGUCUGACAGUGAUGAGGUCUUUGCCAAGGAGAUGACCAAGUGGAGCUCCAAUGACUUCUUGGACACGCUGGAGCGACCAGCAGAGCUGGAUGAGGCAAUGGGGGAUGGAGCCAGUGCUGCCAAGACAGACGGUGAAGGACUGGGAACGUCUGGCUUCCCCGAGGGCGGCGCAGCGGAGAGCGCGGAGCAGAUGUGCCGGAUCCACGCGCUCUUCCUCAUCCUGCACAGUGGGAACAUCCUGGACCAGGGCGCGGGCGAGCCGGGCUCCAAGCAGGCGGAUGUGCAGACGCUGGCGGCCACCUUCGACGCCGUCACCCGUGUCCACUUCCCCGAGGCGCUGGGACACGUGGCACUGCGCCUGGUGCCCUGCCCGCCCAUCUGCGCCGCGGCCUACACCCUCGUCUCCAAGCUCAGCCCCUACAGCCACGACAGGGACAGCCUGUCCAGCAGCCAGGACCACAUCCCGCUGGCAGCGCUCCCGCUGCUGGCAACCUCCUCGGGGACCUACCAGCACGCCGUGGGCACCGUCAUCGCCCGUGCCAACCAGGCCUACGGAGCCUUCCUGCACUCCGGGGAGGGCGCCGGCUUCUGCGGCCAGGUGGUGCUGCUGGGGGACUGCGUGGGCGGCAUCCUGGGGUUCGACGCGCUGUGCCAGAGCCGGGCGGGCUCCGGGGGCAGCCGGAGCAGCAGCCGCCGCGGCAGCCUGAGCACGGAGCCUGUCUCCCCGGAGCUGUGCGGCAGCAGAGACCCACUGGCUGAUGGGACAGAGGGAGCAGCAGGAUUGGGCCAGGCCAGCCCUGAGCUCCUGGGGGCACAGGGGGACAGCCACCAGCACAGCUCCUCGUCCAGCCUGCAGGCCAGCGAGGCCCCGCUGGAGGCAGAGGCACCCCGGAGUGGCACUGCAGUGCUGGAUGGGGCAGAGGGUGCCAGCACCCGCCUUGAAUUUAAGGUAUCCGGCUUCUUCCUCUUUGGCUCCCCGCUGGGGCUGGUGCUCGCGCUGCGCAAGACCGUCAUGCCUGCUCUGGAUGUGGCCCAGCUGCAUCCCGCCUGCGAGCAGAUCUACAACCUGUUCCACGCCGCCGAUCCCUGCGCCUCUCGCCUGGAGCCCCUCCUGGCCAAGGCCUUCCACGCUGUGCCCCCGCUCAGCGUGCCCCGCUAUCAGAAGUACCCCCUGGGUGAUGGCACCUCGUCCCUGCUGGCGGAGGCCCUGCAGACACAUUCUGCCCUGUUCCUGCCCAAAGUGGAUGUGGCUGCCCCCCCUACUCCCACUGGCAGCUUCGGGGGCUUCUGGAGGGGCAAUGAGCCGGCAGAGCCCCCCACUCCUGCCAACACCAGUGAGGUUGUCAAAACUCUCCCCACAGUCCUAGAGCGCUGGUGGGGCCCGAAGCGCAUCGACUACUCGCUGUACUGCCCCGACGCCCUGACCGCCUUCCCCACCAUCACCCUGCCCCACCUCUUCCACGCCAGCUACUGGGAGUCCUCCGACGUGGUGGCCUUCAUCCUGCGCCAGGUGAUGGAGAAGGAGGGGCCACAGCCAGCAGAGAGUGAGGAGAGCUCCAUCUACAGCCCCGCCAUCCCUCGGGAGAAGUGGCAGCGCAAGCGCACCCAAGUGAAGAUCCGGAACGUGACGGCCAACCACCGGGCCUGCGACGUGAUCGUGUGCGAGGGCAAAGCGCAGGUCCUGAGCGGGCGCUUCAUGUACGGACCCCUGGACGUGGUGACACUGACCGGGGAGAAGGUGGACAUCUACAUCAUGACACAGCCGCUGUCAGGGAAGUGGCUGUACUAUGGCACCGAGGUGACGAGCGGCAGCGGGCGCCUGACCUUCACCAUCCCUCCGGACAAGGCUCUGGCCAUCGGGAUCUACCCCGUGCGCAUGGUGGUCAGGGGGGAUCACAGCUAUGCCGAGGCGUACCUGACCGUGGUGGCCCGCGGCACCGAGUCCGUCGUGUUCAGCAUCGACGGCUCCUUCACUGCCAGCGUCUCCAUCAUGGGCAGCGACCCCAAAGUGCGGGCGGGGGCUGUGGACGUCGUAAGGCACUGGCAGGACGCGGGGUACAUGAUCAUCUACGUGACGGGGCGCCCCGACAUGCAGAAGCACCGUGUGGUGGCCUGGCUGUCCCAGCACAACUUCCCCCAUGGCGCUGUCUCCUUCUGUGACGGGCUCACCCACGACCCACUGCGCCAGAAAGCUGCCUUCCUGCAGAGCCUGCGCACUGAGGCAGAGAUCUCCAUCAUCGCUGGGUACGGCUCCACCAAAGAUGUCUCAGUCUACAGCUCGCUGGGCCUCGCACCAGCACACAUCUACAUAGUGGGACGGGCCGUCAAGAAGUUCCACAACCAGUGCCAGUUUCUCUCCGAGGGCUAUGUCGCCCACCUGGCCCAGCUGGAAGCGGCAGCUCUGGCCCACUCCCCCAAGGGGCCCCCACGACCCGUGCUGGGCAAAGGCACCUACGGCUGCCCAGCGCCCGUUGACUUCCUCCGGAAGCAGAGCCAGCUGCUGCGCUCCCGGGGCUCCAGCCAGGCAGAGCGGGAUGGGGGGCCCCCCUCAGCGCCCCCCGGCUUGGCCCGGGCCAAGCCCCGCAGCGUCAGCCUCAAGCUGGAGGGUGAGGAGUGAGGGUGGCACGGCCAUGUCCCCCCUCCGCUGUGAUCCCUAAUUUCCCAGCCAGCAGCACCUGGGGCCGGAGCCGGCACUGAGCCAUGAGCCCAUAGGAAGGAGAUGAGGGCGCUGGGUCCCCUGUGACCAAGGGGUGCUGGGAGACAGCACUCCAAGCCCCCCCGAGGGCCAGAGUGAUCCCCUUGGGGCUGAGCCCCCCCGGGUCCCCCCGGCUGCCCCCAGCCCCAUUCCCCCCAUGUCCCUUGGGGCUGUUGGGCAGUGCCUGGUGGAGUCUGUGCCCUGGGGUCACUGUCCCUGUGCAGAACUGGGGGGCUGUGGCUGUGCCCCAAGGCAAGUGGCACCUCCCUGCUCCCAGCCUAUUUAUUUCCAUCCGGUGUCGCGGGGCAGGGCUGGGUUGGGGUUCCAGAGCGGUUCCUCUGUUGCCCCCGUUUUGUUUCGGUGUUGAAUAAAGAGAUGUUACGACGAGG